UGACCAAUUGGCUUCCGCUUUGGAUGAAGGCGCCGGCGUUGACCUGCUUCAAAUAAAACCGUGAGAAAAGGAGGAAAGACUGUAAUGUUCAUACAAUUUCAAAUGUAGUCGCAAUGUGGUGAUAAAAUCACCGGCGCUGGAGUGGAUGAGGAGGAGCCGGCUGCCUCAGGCGAGAGAUGUCAGACCGAUCAGGCAAAGAGUUUAUUUAUCGCUAUAUAUCCAGACCCCACAUGUCUCCCCAUAACAGUCCCACUGAAACACUGCCUGUAUUUACCAGUCAUAAUUUAAGUUUAUUUUGCACAAAGGAGAAUGUUGAGCAAUGCACAGCAUACCUCAAUCGGGAACUCACUGCAUUGGGAUUUCCAUCUUUUUACGCUGAAGACAGCACACAGAAAGAACUAAACUUGGAGGCCAUUCUAAAUUGCAUGUAUGACCUGCUUCAACUUCAUCGCAAAAGUCUUCGUGCGUUAGAAGAUAUGGAAACACAAAACCUGAAAUCCAGUAGUGAUAUGGAUCAUUUGUACCACAGCCAAGUUAAACUAAAGGAUCAACUGGAAUUAUCUCGUAGAGAAGUUAUAGCUCUUCAGGAAAAAGACAGACAACUACAGUUGAAGAACAGAACUUUACAUGGCUUACUAAAGAAUGAAAAGGAGGAGACACAAAAAUUACAAAAUAUAAUAGCAAGUCGAGCUACUCAAUACAAUCAUGACUUGAAGAGAAAGGAACGAGAGUACAAUAAACUGAAAGAACGCUUGCACCAACUCGUGAUGGAUAAAAAAGAUAAAAAGCUAUGUAUUGACAUUCUGAAUUAUGUGGGUCGGUCUGAUGGCCGGCGUAGUGCAUGGAGGACUGGGAAAACCGAAGCCAGGAAUGAAGGGGAAAUGUACAAAUCUCUUAUAAACAACUAUGAAAGGCACCAUAAAGAACUGAUGCUGGAAAAUAUUGAACUGAAGCAAGUUCUACAGCAGAUGAAGAAAGAUAUGAUGUCUAUUCUUAGCCGCAUAAAGCAGAGACCAAAAGAACACCUAGAAGAUAGCAGUGGUAUAGCAGGGUCUGACAAUGAAGAGGAUUCUCAUGAAUCAAACAAAGAAAAUAACUUGGAGCUUUCGUGUGAUGUAGUCCGGGAACAACUCACAAACAGUAUUCGGCAACAGUGGAGAAUGCUGAAAAGCCAUGUUGAGAAACUGGACACUCAAGCAUCCUUAGUAAACUGCAGUUUUCAUGAAAGUGGUGACAUUAUCAACAAAGAUGAUCAUGUGCAAGAAAUUGAGAAGCUGAAAAUAGAAAUUCAGCAGUGCAGGGAUGUGAUCAAAGCUCAGCAACAGUUGUUACAGCAACAGCUUAAUCCCCAAUGUGAUGAUGAAACAGCUGUAUUAGUGCGAGACUGCUACUUACUGGAAGAGAAAGAACGAUUGAAAGAAGAAUGGAGACUAUUUAAUGACCAGAAGAAAAACUUUGAAAGAGAAAGAAGGAAUUUUACAGAGGCUGCCAUUAGAUUAGGACACGAGAGGAAAGGUUUUGAAGAGGAACGAGCAACGUGGUUGAAGCAGCAGUUUUUGAACAUGACUCCUUUUGUGGAGAGCAAAAGGCCAAAAAUAAUGAAGCCACAAAGUGCCUCAUCCAUUAGUCCUGGGCAGGAGAACCACAAGAUACAAUCACAGCCAAAUAUGUCUUCUUACCUCCGACCUAAUACAGCUCCAGUAACUACACUGGAACCUUCAAGUACCAAAUUUCCUCCAAUAAAUAGUGCCAAGUCUUCAGAAACGGGUCGAAAAAUGCACCUCACUCAAGGAACUAGCUCAAGAUUUGUACCAAAAAGGGGAGAUUCAGGCAGUUAUGACGCAAAGAAAAGUUUAGCCCCUCCUGAGAAAUGGAGGAACUCAAAGGCCAGCCCUGAUCACUGGUAUAUUAACGGGUGUUCUACGCCUUUGAACCAUUCACCAGAAGAUGACAAUUUGGACAAAAAUUCUGUACAGUCUGCAAUUGAGACUAAUCUCAAAUGACUUAUGCAGGAACUGUGACUCCAGAUUCUGUAAAUCUCUCUGGUCCUUAGAAUGUAGUAUUCUACUGAAAUAAUGCACUUGCAUUUAUACAUGUCACAGUGACAUUUGAAGACUACUUCAAGCAGCACUUUGUAUGUGGAGUGGAAAUUGUUGAAUAGGAAGACUGUGUGACUUUUAAUUUUCCAUAGGGACACUGUUUACAUCUGAGUGGGUUGGAAGAACCUCAUUUUAAAUGGGUUUUAUUUUUCUCUUGGCUAUCGACUUUAUUUAAGGAGUAGGAGCAAGCAUUUUUUUUUAAGAUUUUUUAAAAAUUUUAAAUAUUUUGACUUUGGAACGUGUUGGUGUAGUUUAAAUGAACCACAAGAGCAGCUGAAACAUUUUUUUAACCUUUUGACAUUACUGGCAAUACCCAAAAUAUCUUGCAUGUGUCAGAUCAUCACUACCAGCAAUAGUUGCUCAAAUCAAGUCAUUGUAAAAUGUUCUGAUUAUUUAAUUGUUUAUUUUUAAACUAGUGCUGCUUUAAAUGUAACACAUUAAAUUUUUGCCCCUGAAAGAUGGAAAUUUAAUAAAAUGUGUUCACAGA
This is a messenger RNA of Rhincodon typus (whale shark), 2586 nucleotides long. RefSeq names its product synovial sarcoma, X breakpoint 2 interacting protein a (gene ssx2ipa). Lineage: Eukaryota; Metazoa; Chordata; Chondrichthyes; Orectolobiformes; Rhincodontidae. The record is from RefSeq and is a predicted model, not a curated record.